AAAAAAGAAUGGGAGACCUAAAACCCUUUCGUCCUCUGCUGCAUCCUCUUCUUCUUCACGCCGGCCCCUCCUCCAUUUCAGCAGCUUAGUGUCACCGCCUCCACCGCCUUUCACCCGUUCAGUGCCGCCUCCGUCGUCAUUUUUCAUCCGCUCGUGCUUUCACAGCCUCUCUCCUAGCGAGUUGUAUUGAUCUUCUAGUUGUUACUGCUUGUAGGAGUUGUUUUGAUUGACAGAACAACCUCAACCAAAUAUAUAUUUGUACAUUUCGGAGGGAGACGCAGAUUUCACUUGCAGUCGUUGGCGUGAAAUUAGGGAAGAUUGAAGCUAGUUGAUUUCUGGAUCUAGCUGAUUGGAUAAUAGAGAAUAACUCGUAGCUUAUUGUAAGGGUCUUCAAAAUGGCAAGUGGACCUGGACUUGAAUCACUGGUUGAUCAAACAAUAUCAGUUAUCACUAAUGACGGCCGCAAUAUAGUGGGAGUGUUGAAAGGAUUUGACCAGGCUACAAAUAUUAUCCUCGAUGAAUCUCAUGAACGUGUUUACUCGACCAAGGAAGGAGUUCAGCAACUUGUUUUGGGUCUAUAUAUAAUCAGAGGCGACAAUAUAAGCAUUGUUGGGGAGCUAGAUGAAGAACUUGAUUCAAAUUUGGACUUGUCGAAGUUGAGAGCCCAUCCUCUAAAGCCUGUGAUUCAUUAAUUGGACCAUCAAGAACAAAAAGCUGUCAACGGUUUUUAGCUUCAACCUUUCAUCACAUUUUACAGCUUUGUUUAGAUGGCGGGCAUUAUAUUCGUUAUGAAUAUAUUACAUAUUUGAAAUUGAAAUAUUUCGGAUAUUUUAUUUUCAUUGUUGAAUAUGCUAGAGAAUUUAAUGUUAUCCUAUGAGAA
Cucurbita maxima (winter squash) is the source of this 880-nucleotide messenger RNA. RefSeq names its product sm-like protein LSM8. Gene Ontology annotation, biological process: mRNA splicing, via spliceosome. The coding region runs from base 396 to 692 and encodes 98 amino acids. Gene Ontology annotation, molecular function: RNA binding. The transcript has 7 exons. NCBI's taxonomy places the organism in Eukaryota, Viridiplantae, Streptophyta, Magnoliopsida, Cucurbitales, Cucurbitaceae. The record is from RefSeq and is a predicted model, not a curated record. Gene Ontology annotation, cellular component: precatalytic spliceosome; U4/U6 x U5 tri-snRNP complex; U6 snRNP.